This is a messenger RNA of Schistocerca gregaria, 867 nucleotides long. Its product is annotated as 7-methylguanosine phosphate-specific 5'-nucleotidase-like. Gene Ontology annotation, cellular component: cytoplasm. Lineage: Eukaryota; Metazoa; Arthropoda; Insecta; Orthoptera; Acrididae. The transcript has a single exon. The record is from RefSeq and is a predicted model, not a curated record. The coding region runs from base 1 to 867 and encodes 288 amino acids. Gene Ontology annotation, molecular function: magnesium ion binding; 5'-nucleotidase activity.
AUGCGCGUGCCCAGAAAGCGAAAGGCCCCCUGCCAGUCACGCCGAUGUCCCACCUUUUCCCCCCUUUUCGAGCGGCUGACGCACCCUCCCUUCGCAGUGAACGGAGAGCUCGUGUAUGGCGCCACCACCUUCUCCGUAUUCAACGACGAGGCGUACUUCAGCAGGGACUUCGUGAAGAAGACUCAGGAGGAGUACGAGAAAUACGUCGCGUACGAAUUCUCUGAUACCCUGUCUCACGCCGAAAAGGUGGAGUAUCUAGAGGAGUGGUUCGCGUCCUUCUUCACAAGACUGACUCGGGAGAACGUGAGCAUGGAGGUGCUAGAGAAGGUCGCGUCUAAAGCCGUCGUCUCGUUCCGUCAAGGAACGUUUCACCUGCUUCGACUGUGCCAGCUCUUCGGGGUCCCCUUCUUGGUGCUCUCGGCGGGUAUAUCGCAAGUAAUUGAGAAGCUGCUGGAGGUGCACGCCCCGAGUUCAUCGGUGACGCGAGGUUUGGAAAUCGGCGCAAACCACCUUGUCUUCGACGAAGGUGGACGCGUACAAGAUUUUUCGAAACCUGUCAUCCACUCCUUGAACAAAUUGGAGAGUUUCAGAGAAUUUGUCGACGCCAGCUAUCGGAAGCACUUCGACGACUUCCCCCCGGAAGAGAUCAACGUCAUACUGUUGGGGGACCACAUCGGCGACGCGCACCUCGCGUCAUGCUUUCCUCGAGAGGCGAACGUCAUCAAAAUCGGGUUCUUAAACCACUUCGAACAGAGUCUUCUGCAAACGUACAAAGAGACGUUCGACGUGGUUGCCAUGAACGAUGGGUCGAUGCGUGUUGUCAUUGAGCUUCUACUAGAGGUUUUCAAAGCUUGGCCACAUGUUUGA